Molecule: messenger RNA, 1730 nt
Organism: Cottoperca gobio
Lineage: Eukaryota; Metazoa; Chordata; Actinopteri; Perciformes; Bovichtidae
Gene: slc25a40
Product: solute carrier family 25 member 40
Biological process (GO): mitochondrial transmembrane transport
Cellular component (GO): mitochondrion
Source: RefSeq, a predicted model, not a curated record
UACAUUCCCUCCCGGUGGAUGCAGCAGGGAUUACAAGUUGCUGCCCAGCUGUACCAUAUCAGCUGAUUGCCCUAAUACAGCAGCUGAAAGGGGGGAAGGAGACAGUGGAGAGAAGAGAGACAACACCAGAGAAGACAGUAUGAGUGGUCAAAGUCCUGCAGCCAGUAAUGGCAUUACUCCACUCCAGCAGAUGGUGGCGUCCUGCUCUGGAGCCAUCCUCACAUCUCUGUUUGUAACACCUUUGGAUGUCGUGAAGAUCAGACUGCAAGCGCAGAAAAAUCCUUUCCCCAAAGGGAAAUGCUUUGUCUACUGCAAUGGACUUAUGGAUCACAUAUGUGUGUGUGACAACGGCAACUCCAAGGCCUGGUACAAAGCCCCCGGUCACUUCAACGGCACACUGGAUGCCUUCGUCAAGAUAGUUCGCCAUGAAGGAACAAAAGCAUUAUGGAGCGGUCUACCUCCAACCCUCGUGAUGGCAGUCCCUGCUACAGUGAUCUACUUCACAUGCUACGACCAGCUGUGUGCAGCGCUGAGGGUCAGGAUGGGAGACUACUCUCAGGAGGCUCCUCUUCUGGCAGGAGCCAUCGCUAGAGUGGGUUCAGUGACAGUGAUCAGCCCUCUGGAGCUGAUCCGUACGAAGCUGCAGUCUCAGAAACAAUCAUACAGGGAGCUGACUGACUGCAUCCGCUCCGCAGUGCGGACAGAGGGCUGGCUGUCUCUGUGGCGAGGUUUGGGGCCCACGCUCUUCAGGGACGUGCCCUUCUCGGCCAUGUACUGGUACAACUACGAGAAGUGCAAGAGCUGGCUGUGUGAGCUGUAUAACACCAGAGAACCCACGUUUACCAUUACCUUCGUAUCUGGAGCGGUGUCGGGCUCUUUUGCUUCUAUUGUAACAUUACCUUUCGAUGUUGUCAAAACGAGAAGGCAGGUGGAGCUGGGAGAGCUACAAGCAAAGAAUUUGUCCCGUCAGGUCUCCACCUUCAGCGUGAUGAGCAAGAUUGUGGCGCAGUACGGCUUCGCUGGACUGUUUACAGGUUUCAUUCCAAGAGUGAUCAAAGUGGCUCCGGCCUGCGCCAUCAUGAUCAGCACUUAUGAGUUUGGAAAAGCCUUUUUCCUGCAACACAACCAGGAGAGGAUACUCGGGUCACUGCAGACCAGUAACACCGGAUAGAUUUCCAGUCAUUUCUCUCCAAACCAAACACAACUACUGCUAGACUUUACCUGUACAAGGUGAUAGGCUCACGCAGCCAAACUAAAAACAAGUAGAAAUAGAAGUGAAGGAAAUGAUGAACUGCUUGACCCAUUUCUGAAUGACAAGAUUUAUAUGAAAUUCUUUUUAUUAGUAUUUAUAAUUUAAUAUUCUAUGAUUUUAUGUUUUAUAAUCCUGCGGGCACAACUGAAAAGAAAUAAUGUUUUGUCUCAUCAGUGUUCAAAUCACGUUUUUUGAUCCAUUUCACAGCCAGCAGAUUGCACCCACAGUUAUGUUAAUAAUGUGUCAUUGUCAAAUCAUACUGGGAUCGAGUGCACUGUGCCUGAAGUUCUUUCAUUAGAGAUGAAAGAUUAAUCUGUGAAUACGUGUGUGACAUAGAAACAAACACACUGAAAAGCCAAAAUCGUACCAGCGUAAAACUACGAGAGUGUUUUUUCAUUUUAACAAGAGACUGGAAGAUGACUGUGACGUCUCAAAUGUUCAAUAUACAUACCUGAUGUUCUUCGGGAAUUAUUUUGAA